GACAGGCUCCGCGCGCUUUACGCGCCAGCUUUGGCCUUAGCCUGCGAGCUGCGGAGUCGCGACGGACUAUGGAGAACAGCUACGAGGAAAGCAUCGACAAACGCCGCGUUCACCUGCGCCCUGAUACACUGCGCGACCCCGCCCCCGUCUCGCUGCACCUUCUGCCCUGCGAGGUCCCGGUUAACCGGCCCACCCCGGUGGGGCGCUUCUUCACCCCAGCCAUCCGCUUGGGUCCGGACGGACUGGAAGCAUCGUUUCGGGGGCGUAGUCUACGUGGCGAGGAGGUGGUGGUGCCCCCCGGCUUCGUGGGAUAUGUGAUGACAGAAGAGAAGGCAGAGGUGUUGGUGGGGAAGCAGAAUGACCACGAGCGAGAAGAGCAGGAACUGGUGGAACCCCCAGAGGCGCUGGAGCGGGACUUCGGCCGCUUUAUGGGAGCCACAGCCAGUUUCAGCAGCUUCACCGUGUGGGGCCUGGAAUCUAUCCCGGGUCCGGAUGCCAAACUGCGUGGGGCCCUAAGCUGGCCCAGCCUCGCUGCAGCGGAAGACUGACCAAGGCUUAUGAGAAAAACUCUGCCUGUGUGACAGUCUCAGAAGUUCUGCUGUCAAAAAGCCACAGUACUCUCUUGCCCAGUCACACCUCCUGAAAACACAUCUGCUCGUCUACAACACAGGUGAAGAAGUCUGGGGUCUCUCAAGGACUGCUCCAGUAAAAUUCAUCUUGGUACUGUACUCCAUGCUCACAACUCUCCUGCAUUUCACCAGAGGCUUUUUAAGCACCUGCUAGGCAUGGCCACUUGGAUACCCAAGCCCACACCUAACCCAGUAAACAGUGACUAAAGCAGCAUCUUUCUCUUAAGCUCCCCCAGCACCCAAGCCAGAGCUCUCUCCUGCCAGUCAGUGAUUGGCCCUCUCUCCCCGCCCUCCAGGCCCCAGGGAUGGAGGCCUUUCACUCUUAAAGGUCCUUGCAGGCUAUUCCCUUCUCCCUCCCCACAGCCAGACUAAGGCAGGUGUGAGGCCCCAGACCUAUAGUGCCCCCCUUUCUCAGCUGACCUCAAUCCCACCACCUGAACUCUGUCCUUGUAACAGCCUUCCCUCAUCCUGUCUGUGCUCCAGCCGGAAGGACAGCGCUUCGAGGCUAUCUACACAGGCACACCUCUUUUUAUUGACUUUCACAGACAUUGCAUUUUUUUUCUUAACAAAGGUUUGUGGCACCCCUGCCCUGAGUUUAUCAGUGCCAUUUUUCCAACAGCAUUUGCUCACAUCACAUCUCUGUCCCCUUUUCAUAAUUCUUGCAAUAAUAUUCCAAACCUUUUCAUUACUGUAUUUGUUACAAUAAUCAGUGAUUCUGGAUGUUACCACUGUAAUUUUUUUUAGAUACUGUUAUUACACACUUAAUAGACUGUGGCACAGCAUAAAUAUAACUUUUAUAUAGUCUGGGCAACCA
Messenger RNA from Cervus elaphus (red deer), 1443 nucleotides. RefSeq names its product ribonuclease H2 subunit C (gene RNASEH2C). Lineage: Eukaryota; Metazoa; Chordata; Mammalia; Artiodactyla; Cervidae. The coding region runs from base 69 to 548 and encodes 159 amino acids. The transcript is spliced from 4 exons. Gene Ontology annotation, cellular component: ribonuclease H2 complex. The record is from RefSeq and is a predicted model, not a curated record. Gene Ontology annotation, biological process: RNA catabolic process.